Messenger RNA from Fulvia fulva, 1599 nucleotides. RefSeq lists its product as uncharacterized. The record is from RefSeq and is a predicted model, not a curated record. Gene Ontology annotation, cellular component: box C/D methylation guide snoRNP complex; small-subunit processome. Bases 1 to 1599 code for a protein of 532 amino acids. The transcript is spliced from 2 exons. Gene Ontology annotation, biological process: box C/D sno(s)RNA 3'-end processing; rRNA methylation. Gene Ontology annotation, molecular function: histone H2AQ104 methyltransferase activity; rRNA methyltransferase activity; RNA binding. Lineage: Eukaryota; Fungi; Ascomycota; Dothideomycetes; Mycosphaerellales; Mycosphaerellaceae.
AUGUCGACACACACCAUCACCGCGCUGAAGCGAUGGUCAUGUCAGGACAAGAACUUGCCGGCAGUCCACCAGAUCAAAGCCAUCCACGUCUACGAUUUCGACAACACCUUAUUCUCCUCUCCCCUCCCCAACAAGCAGCUCUGGAACACCGGCACAUGUGGACAGCUCCAAGCGCAAGAGUUCCUGCACAAUGGCGGCUGGUGGCAUAACCCGAACAUACUGGCAGCGACAGGCCAAGGACUCGAGAUUGAAGAGAAGCGAGCAUGGGAAGGCUGCUGGAACGAGAAGAUUGCAGAGCUGGUACAACUGAGCAUGAGCGAGGAGCACGCCUUGACGGUGCUGCUGACGGGCAGGAAAGAGGAUGGCUUCAGUGAGUUGAUCGGCCGGAUGAUAGCAUCAAAGGGUCUGGAGUUCGACAUGGUUUGCCUCAAGCCGAGUGUCAGUCCCAGUGGUGAGGUCUUUGGCAGCACGAUGCUGUUCAAGCAGGCACUACUCCGCGACAUUGCCUUCACCUACCACAGCGCCGACGAACUUCGCAUCUACGAGGACCGAGUCAAGCACGUCAAGGGCUUCCGCGACUUCUUCUUUGACCUCAACAAAGCAUUGAUGGAUAAUGGAGGUCCUCGACAGCCCUUUGUUGCUGAAGUCAUCCAGGUUAGCGAGCAAGAGACGAACAUGGACCCAGUUACGGAAGUUGCGGAGGUGCAAAAGAUGAUCAAUGGCAGCAACCAGGCUAUUCGUGAUGGCAAAGCUCCGCCCGGCACUCGACCAUACAGGAUCAAGCGUUCCGUCUUCUACACAGGAUACCUCAUCGGACAAGACGACAUCGAGAAGCUGCGAAGCUUGGUCAAGCUGCCAGCCAAUUGCCCGGAGCACGAAGUACGCCAUCUCGCCAACAACAUCCUCAUCACACCACGCCCUGCACCACGAACAAUACUCGACAAAGUUGGUGGCAUUGGAGCGAAGAUGACAUGGAAAGUGGAUGGCAUCGCUGUCAACGAGAACAGAGUUUGGGCAGCUCGUGUCGCGCCUACAAUACCAGGUGCCAAAUACUACACCGAGAACCCGACACCCUGCGUCGUGCUGGCAACCAGAAGACAAGCAAAGCCAAUCGAGGCGAGUUACAUCCGAAACUGGCAGGCCGUGCCUCAAAAUCAACAGUAUGAGUUCGAGACGACCGUGGGCGAGAAAGUGUUGCUUCGCAUCGAAGAAGAGUACCCCAACGAAGACGACUACGAGGCAUCCUUUCCGAACGCUAAGAACGCUCGCAAGCAUCCCCGAGAAGAAGACUUUCCACCUUUAGGCUCAGCACCACGCUCGAAUGGCAGGCCGCCACCACGAACUCAGCAGCGAGGCGAUCAGCAACGAAACGAUGGCAGCUUUACCUGGAAGAGCAGACAGAAUGACGGCAACAAUCACAACCCCCCGAACCGCGGCGGACGAGGAGGUGGCCACCAACGCGGCAGAGGCGACGGCUUUAGGGGUGGCCGUGGUCGUGGUGAUCGUGGUGGCGGAGGGCGAGGACGAGGCCGUGGAGGGUAUAAGAGCCUGGACGACAAUGUCGGAUCGGGAUACGGAAGUGGUGGGAUGCAAUACUAG